Anopheles moucheti is the source of this 2588-nucleotide messenger RNA. Its product is annotated as zinc finger protein 649-like. The coding region runs from base 1 to 1095 and encodes 364 amino acids. The transcript has 3 exons. NCBI's taxonomy places the organism in Eukaryota, Metazoa, Arthropoda, Insecta, Diptera, Culicidae. The record is from RefSeq and is a predicted model, not a curated record. Gene Ontology annotation, cellular component: nucleus. Gene Ontology annotation, biological process: regulation of transcription by RNA polymerase II. Gene Ontology annotation, molecular function: RNA polymerase II transcription regulatory region sequence-specific DNA binding; DNA-binding transcription factor activity, RNA polymerase II-specific.
AUGGAGACGCACAGUGGAAAUGUACCUAUUGCAACAAUGCCAAGCUCGCCAGAUGAGAUCAAACAGGCGGAACAUUUGCUACCACAGGCCAACGAAUCGUACCAAAUACAGCAGGAUAGUUCCCCUUGGAUUAAAGGCACCAAAGAACCGCUCAGAAAAUGUUUAAUGUGUUUGUUACCCUUCGAGGAGCUCAGUUCGAUCGGAAGCGAAUCGGUGGAGGAGUUAAAACGGAUAGUGGAUAAUAUUUACAAAAUUGCCAAAAUAGAGGUUAAACCAGCUGAUGGGAAAAUUGAACCCCUGUGCAAUGGAUGUCGUGCUAAAUUGGGCUAUGAUUAUGACGAGGAUGCGUACUUCGAUAUGUUAAGCCAGAUGUACAACAGUGAAGCACAGUGUAAACCACCCACAAUCACAAUGCACAAUGGUAUACCGGUGCACGUGGCCGUACCGUGCGAAGCGAAUCCGGAAUCACCGACAUCGGGCUCCGGUGGACACUACAUUGAUGCCGCCUGUGGUACAUUCGUUGUAACCGAGCUCGGCGUAGAAGCGCUGAAUGCUGACAAGGAUGAGCUGGUGUGUGCCAUCUGCUCGAAAGCUUUCAAUUUCAAGUCCACUCUCCGGUUGCACAUCCGCAGUCACCAUCAGACGGCGCCACGAGAUACGAUCGAGCUGCCAAAGCAUCCGCGCAAACCGCGCACGUACGAGUGUACCGAGUGUAACCUUAGCUUCAAGCUGAAGUACGAUUUCGACAAGCACAUCAGCAGCCACAAGAAGCCAAGUAUGCACCAGUGCGAGGGCUGCUUCAAGCUAUUUAAGCACAAAUCCUAUUAUCUGAUGCACCGGAACUUAAAACGCUGCAAGGCACAGUUUUCGAUCGAUCUGACCAAUCCACUGGACCCGUUCCUAGCGGGGGAUGUUCCACAGACCGUGGGAAUGGAUCUGCCACGAGUUGCACCUUCCACCGGUCGGCGGAAGAACGGUACGGCAAAAGAUCGUACCAGCGGAUCACCUUCGCUCGGUUCCGUGUCGCCAUUCCCAUUACAGUGCACACCGGAAUUGGGAUCUCUCACGGACUGUGGCAUCAGGAAUGCCAGCUAAGGUAUUUUUUGCAUCGUAAGUAAGACUUCCUGGCACAUUCUGCGAUUACAGUAGGAAGGUGCAAAACACGCAUCUGUAGGGGUGCUUUGGCUUAUGGAAAGGAAGGCGGCCCGAUAUCGGUUCCUAGCGGGUAACUUAGUUCUGUAUUUGUACAUAGAUUAAGCGAAUUGGUGAUUCAUUGCUUGCCGAUUUUCACAAUCUAAUGCGUGAAUAAUGGAGAUACCAUUUCCAAACAAUAACGUUUUGUUCAGUGUCAUAUAACGCAACCGUUCCAAAGAAAUUAAACUUGCUUUAGUCGAUCGAUGGCCAUACCAUAGGGAAGGAAUUAGUCUGCUUGUGUUAGAUUAAGUUAAUGUGUCGAUACCAAAUUAUUAGUGUAACCGAUGAACAACAUUUCAAAACGUAGGAAAGAUAGGUAUUUGAAUUUUUUAACCCACCGUGAGGUUUUUAUUUUAUUUACACAACGAUCUUUGUUUUUUAUUUGUUUGGACCAUAAUUUUCCGUUAAGUUUGUACGUACUCUAUUUAUUUGUUAAAUUAUUCGAACCAAAGCAAUCAAUUUCGCUAGUCGCUUCUUAUGUUAACUUUGGUGUGCAGCAGAGACAGGGCCAGUACUUUUCUCCGGUUGAUUAGGGGAAAAGGACCACCACUUCUUUCAUCUUAGUGUCUACGUUUGAUAUCAUGUUUCUCGGUGUGUUUGCAUGAAUGUAUGAAGGGUGUUCACAAAGGGUGGACAUUUUGCAAGCCCUAUGUUAGGCGUAAGGUAGGGAUAAAAAAUGAGCAGCAGAAGUUCAUGAACUAUGGCACGAACUGUCCAUAUCUAUGUCAGUCAGCUAAUUUUAUCAGACUUAGGAUGUAAGUAUGAAGUGUGCCAUGUUGAAUUCACCAGCGUUACAUCAACUCUUUAUCGUCUUUUAAAUCGUAACGCGAGUGAAGCAAAUGUUAUGAUUAUGAGCAAACAUCUCGCUCGCGUAUCUGCGAGUGGCUAGGGACAGCAGAAAGUUCGUAACUUAAGCUAGUUGUCAUUUACUUUAGUCAGUUGUGUGAUAGCGAAACGGUGUCAUCUUUGCUCUACCAUGUUUCUUCCUACAUGGCAUAAUAAUAUGAAUUUUCUUACCAAAACCAUGUUUAAAAUUUAUUAAGGAAUUUGUAGAUUAAAUAUUAGUUUUGACGAGACAUGAAGGUGUCCCUAAUGCCGGGGAUGAGUGUAGCAAUCUUCCAUACGAUCCCUUUCUGGGUGGGAUGACCUAUAUUACGGUUCCAAGUUGCUCACCAUACGCCCGUGCGGUUCGAGUUAUUGUGAUGAAGCUGGCAUAUACGAAGGAAUUUACAAUUUAAGACUAUAGAUGUAUAAAUGCUUAAAUCGCGUACGCAUGAUAAGAGAGGGAACCGAUUAUUUAAGGAACAACUAAAACUAUACCAAUUCGAACUAAAAGGCGGAGGUCUAGUUUAUAUGUUUGAAUAACCUUUUUAAUUGCAUUCGGCACUGAAACU